Molecule: messenger RNA, 1341 nt
Organism: Closterium sp. Naga37s-1
Lineage: Eukaryota; Viridiplantae; Streptophyta; Zygnematophyceae; Desmidiales; Closteriaceae
Source: the annotation of a GenBank genome assembly
AUGGGCACCGCUCCCGACGGAAGCGGCAUGGACGGAAAUCGGGUCGCUGGGAACCUUCCUGCUGGCGUGAAUCACGGCGGCAGUGACGGCAGGGCAGCAGGGGGUGGUGGCGGUGUGGCAAGGCACGGAACUUUCCGCGCGGCGAGCAGCGACGACGUGACGCUUCAUGAGCGCCGCGGCGGUCGUCCCAGUGACGCCCCGCGAGGGUUUAGCGUCGCGAAUCAUGGCAGAAACGGCAGAAACCAUGGUGGAAGGUCUGGUCACCGAGGCAGCCAGCAGGAUUCCUGGCAGACGGCGUCAUGGGGCAACACCAGGAGUGGCCAUGAGGGCUUUCACAGGGCAGGCGACGCAGACGUGGUGAUUGCUCACAGGAGGAAUGGCGCUACUAGGAACGCCGGUGGCAGCAAUGCCAGGGCUGCCAACUCAUUGGCAGGAAGAGCUGCACACUCAUUGCCAGUGGCCGCCUCAGCACACAGCGCAAUUUUUGAGAGUAACGAUUACAGUGGCGCCGGAUCUGAGGAAGAGGACCCAUGUCUCAGGGACCCAAGGCAGCAAGCGUGUGGCAGCAAUGGUGAUGGCAGCAACGGUGGUGAUUAUGCUGGCGAUGGCAGCGACGGUGGUGAUUAUGCUGGCGAUGGCAGCGACGGUGGUGAUUAUGCUGGCAACGGCAGCGACGGUGGUGAUUAUGCUGGCGACGGCAGCGACGGUGGUGAUUAUGCUGGCGACGGCAGCGACGGUGGUGAUUAUGCUGGCGACGGCAGCGACGGUGGUGAUUAUGCUGGCGACGGCAGCGACGGUGGUGAUUAUGCUGGCGACGGCAGCGACGGUGGUGAUUAUGCUGGCGACGGCAGCGACGGUGGUGAUUAUGCUGGCGACGGCAGCGACGGUGGUGAUUAUGCUGGCGACGGCAGCGACGGUGCGAUCCUGGAGGAGCACAACAACGCACGGCGUGAAGUGGACGUGCCAGACCUGGCGUGGGACGACGGCGUGGCGGCAGCAGCGCAGGAGUGGGCCAACCACCUCGCAUCCAUCAACUGCCCGUUGGAGCACGGCGGGGCAGAGGGGCUCGGGCAGAACCUCUACUGGAUCAGCCCUGCUGGGCUCACAAGCGAGGAGGACCGUGGGGCCGUGCAGGCGUGGGUGGAUGAGAAGGCUGACUGGACGCCUAGCCCGAUCCCUGAUGGGUGUGUGGAGGGGAAGAUGUGUGGGCACUACACGCAGGUGGUGUGGCGGGACACCACUCAUGUGGGCUGCGCCUCUGCGCAGUGCCCUGAUGGGGGCGGCAUGUGGGUGUGUGAUUACUCUCCACAGGGGAACAUUGUUGGAUCCAUGCCCUUCUAG